AUGAUGACAUUCACAAGUAUCCCCAGCAGAAUGCGAGCAGCGCAGAUCUCCGAGGUUGGCAUCCCACUCAUCCGCUACUGGAAUCAUCGAAUACUGACUUCAAAGCAGUACAACAAACCUUAUGAGCUAGUUAAGAGAGACGUUCCCACCAUUCGCGACAACGAACUCCUCAUCAAAGUCUACGCAGCCGGGUUCUGUCAUUCAGACCUGCAGGUUCUACAGGGACAAUUCGGUUCGCCUUUGGGCAUGAUUGCGUCCCACGAGCCUUCCGGCGUUGUCGUUCAAAUCGGCAAGGGCUGCAGCAGUGACUGGAAGAUAGGUGACCGAGUUGGGGCUCUGAACUUCAAGAACUCGUGUGGCCAAUGCAGUGGCUGCGGGUUGGCAAAGCGCACACGCAACCGGCUUGAUCCCCGUUUCUGCGAAAAGCGAGAAACCGCCGGCUUCCAACAUGAUGGGGCAUUCUCUGAGUACCUCGCAGUCGACCCCGAAACCACGGUCCGCUUGCCAUCAUCUCUGCCCUUCGACCAAGCUGCUCCGUUGAUGUGUGCCGGCGCCACUGUUUGGGGCUCUCUGGAGGGAGCCACGGCUUCGCUUAGCCCUGGAGACACAGUGGCCAUCGUUGGUAUAGGAGGCCUCGGUUUCCUCGGUUUACAGUUCGCCAGCGCAAUGGGGUUUCGCACCGUGGCAGUUGACAGUCGGCCGGCAGGGAGGCAGUUGGCUACCGAGAUGCCGAACCAGGAUCUGAAACCUUCACUGGUUGUUGACUCUGGCGCUGAAGAUGCCACAGCACAGAUCAUGGAUUUCACGGGAGGAGAGGGGCUCGCAGCCGUGGUAGUUUGUACGGAUUCUCUGCCAGCCAACAACUGGGCCCUAACACUGCUUCGCAUUGGAGGCGUUAUGGGUGUUUUGGGCCUGCCAGCUGAGAGUUGGAGAUUCGAUUCCAGUGUCAUAGUGUUUCGGGAGCUCACAAUUCGGGGGAGCUAUGUUGCGAGUAGAGAGUCCACUGAGAGAAUGAUGAAGACUGUAGAGGAGGCUGGCAUUCGGUCUCACAUCACCUUGGUGCCCUUUGAUGAGAUCCCGGGCAUUCUCGCGAAAUACCAAGACAGCGCCUUCAAAGGUAGACUCGUAGUGAAAAUAGCUGAAUGA
Colletotrichum higginsianum IMI 349063 is the source of this 1146-nucleotide messenger RNA. RefSeq names its product Alcohol dehydrogenase GroES-like domain-containing protein. The record is from RefSeq and is a predicted model, not a curated record. Bases 1 to 1146 code for a protein of 381 amino acids. Gene Ontology annotation, molecular function: oxidoreductase activity. The transcript has a single exon. Lineage: Eukaryota; Fungi; Ascomycota; Sordariomycetes; Glomerellales; Glomerellaceae.